AUGGGAGGCAGUAAGAUGUCCAAUGACUAUGAAAUUGAUGUCGAAGCUGGGAUGUCUUCUCUUUCUAUAGUCAACACACCCAUUGAAGCACCAAUUGUAUCAUCUUACAAUGACCGGAUCCGGCCAUUGCUUGACACUGUCGACAGAUUGAGAAACCUGAAUGUGAUGAGAGAAGGGAUCCAGCUUCCCACCAUUGUGGUGGUUGGAGACCAGUCUUCAGGGAAGUCGAGUGUUCUUGAGUCGUUGGCAGGAAUCAAUUUGCCUCGUGGACAAGGAAUCUGCACUAGGGUUCCUCUAGUCAUGAGGCUUCAGCGAAGCUCCAGCCCUGAACCAGAGAUUUGGCUGGAAUACAGUGACAAAGUUGUUCCCACAGAUGAAGAACACGUCGCUGAAGCUAUUUGUGCUGCAACAGAUGUGAUUGCUGGAACUGGUGAAGGAGUUUCAGACACUCCCCUGACCCUCAGUGUUAAGAAGAACAAUGUCCCAGAUCUUACGAUGGUCGAUCUUCCCGGUAUAACUCGAGUUCCAGUGAAUGGACAACCGGAGAAUAUUUACGAACAGAUUUCUAGGAUGAUCAUGAAGUACAUCGAGCCUCAAGAAUCAAUAAUCCUCAAUGUUCUGUCAGCUACGGUCGACUUCACCACAUGCGAAUCCAUUCGCAUGUCAAGACAAGUUGACAAAACUGGUGAACGGACUCUGGCUGUUGUGACAAAGGCUGACAUGGCUCCUGAAGGUCUCCUGCAGAAAGUAACUGCAGAUGAUGUGAGUAUCGGACUAGGUUACAUCUGUGUUAGAAACCGUAUAGGAGAAGAGACAUAUGAAGAAGCUAGGGUGCAGGAAGAUUUACUCUUCAGGACUCAUCCACUGCUAAGUUUGAUUGAUGGUGACAUUGUCGGCAUCUUGUGA
Molecule: messenger RNA, 906 nt
Organism: Arabidopsis thaliana (thale cress)
Lineage: Eukaryota; Viridiplantae; Streptophyta; Magnoliopsida; Brassicales; Brassicaceae
Gene: DRP4A
Product: Dynamin related protein 4A
Exons: 2
Coding region: 1-906 (301 amino acids)
Cellular component (GO): cytoplasm
Molecular function (GO): GTP binding; GTPase activity
Source: RefSeq, marked reviewed